Messenger RNA from Fomitopsis serialis, 504 nucleotides. RefSeq lists its product as uncharacterized. The transcript has a single exon. NCBI's taxonomy places the organism in Eukaryota, Fungi, Basidiomycota, Agaricomycetes, Polyporales, Fomitopsidaceae. The record is from RefSeq and is a predicted model, not a curated record. The annotation marks the transcript as partial.
AACAACGCAGACGCUGCUCGCUUUUGUCGUGUUAUCACCAAUCAUUUCCCUUGCGGGGAGUUCAGAGAGCGAUUCAAUCUCCUCGGAGAUGGGAACGCAUAUUGCAUAUGCGGUCAGGGUGGACAUAAGGAAACCCGUGACCAUAUGCUCUUCGAGUGUCCUCUUUGGCUUCGCGUCAAAAAGCACUCCCAUAGUCCCUUCAUUGGUCCCUUCAGGUGGCACCAAACAAAGAAGGACACUUAUUACUCACGGUUCCAACGCACUUGGAAGCCGUCUGAUGUUCUCGACUUCUUGAAGUUGAACCCAUGGGUCGGGUCCUUCGAAUGGACCGAAAUUCUUGCGAAAUGCAAGGACGACCAUGCUGCCGGAUCCAAGCGCACCAUGGCUUGGGCCAGGCUUAAUGCACACACCGUUUGGAAACAACGGAAGUGGAAAGAAGUGCUGAACCGUAUGGGUAAACCCCCGCAAUACGUCAGCGUAUCAGACAAAGAGGUUGAAAAGUUC